Ostrea edulis (European flat oyster) is the source of this 3492-nucleotide messenger RNA. RefSeq lists its product as uncharacterized. The transcript is spliced from 7 exons. Gene Ontology annotation, molecular function: protein binding. Bases 303 to 3470 code for a protein of 1055 amino acids. The record is from RefSeq and is a predicted model, not a curated record. Lineage: Eukaryota; Metazoa; Mollusca; Bivalvia; Ostreida; Ostreidae.
CUCCCGAGAGAAGCGAGGUCAACAGGGUACCAGUUCAAGCUGACUAUAAUAGUAAUCCAUUGGGCGUUGGCUCAGGCAUAUCAGUAUUGUCGAUCAGAACUUUGUUAAGAACAAAGAGAGCUGAUUGUUGAUGACAAAUCGGUAUACAGUUAUCAAUGACGACAUGAUCAGAUCGGAUCGAGUUGUCCACAUUUGAUCUACUGUCUAUAUUUUUUUCAUCAUGGAGAGCUCAGCAUUGGAGUUAAGGAUGAUCAUCACUGUUGUUUAAUACCCUAGAUUAGCGCCCGACUUGAUAUAAGGUAAUGGCGAGUUCUUAUGAAUCAACGUCAGAGACAACGAACGCAAACAGAGCGUGUCGAGUUGUGCUCGGUCCCUGUACGGAUGGUCUACGUGACAUAUUGCGUCACUACGUCCCACCACACACAUUCCAUCAUGUCAUUAAACAAAACAAGCUUAAUCUUCCUCGACUUAACAGAGAUCAGCGAGACCUCAUCUUACCACGAAAUGGACAUUAUACAGGAAACUAUGUCGAUAUGGAUAUUUCAUUACUGUAUAUCUUACUGAGGAAUAUAUCUAGCAUACCACUACACUCCAAUGGCUGGGGCAACGAUCCUGACCCCAGUGACAAGAGCGUCUCUGCCAACAUUGAAAGGAUUCGAUUGGUUCGGAAUCUUUGUGUUCACUCAUCUGAUCCAUCCAUGUCCAUCUCAGACUUUAAUUCCAUUUGGUCCACCAUUAGGUCUGCAAUGGUAGAUAUGGAUGUCUUCCUCAUGAAUGGAAACAAAUAUGAAAAAGAGGUGGAUUUCCUACAUAGCGAGUCGAUGGACCCUGAAAAUGACCUACAUUAUGAAGAAGAACUGAAGAAGCAGGUGGAGGAAGAUAAGACGACCAGGAAAAUGAUGGUCAGCCUUAAAAGAACUACUGCACAGUUGGUGGAUGUGGCUGAUGGGCCUCAGCGUUUUGUUUUGACGAUUCCGGGAGAAUGCUGGCAAUUCCAUAGGAUCUUCGUAAAAAAAAGUCUGAGAGAGAUUCAUUAUAUAUUGCAACUAGAUGCCUACCAGCUCAAACGUCAUAAGCAUAAGUUUGAGGAAACUGCGGAGGAAACAAAGAAGUUGAAUGGUAAAGUAGUGAAACUAACUGAGUCCCCCAUCCCACCAAAUGUGAGAGAGCAAUACGAUAUUGAGGUUCAGAGAUGGAGAGAGGAAGAUAAGCUUUACUAUGAAACCCACAACUUCCCGUCAGUGAUGCAGAAAGUGAGAAACCAACCAUACGUAGCAUUUGUCGGUGUACCUGGGUCCGGGAAGUCGGCCACAGCUCAUCACAUCGCCAUCAAGCUCCAGGAAGAAGGUUAUCAGGUUGUACCAAUUGAUGAAAUCAGAGAGCUAAAGCAAUACUGUGACACAAAGAAUCCGCAGGUUUUUGUUAUUGAUGAUGUGGUGGGUGUCUUUAGCCUCCAAAAAACUAAUUUAGAUGUGUUAACUAAUUAUGAAAAGAAAAUAACACAGCCUUGCAUGGAUAAGUCUCGAACUUUUAUGACAUGUAGAGAGGCUGUGUACAAUGAGACACUACCUUACAAAGUAUUCGUUACUAAAGAUGAGAAUGUGAUUAAGUUACACAGUUCUGACAAUGCAUUAGAUGACGAAGACAAAAAACAGAUUCUCAAGAAAUAUGGUUUAAAGGAAGAUCUAAUAUCGCUUGAAUUGCUGACAUCAACAUCUCACAUGUUUCCCCUUCUCUGUAAAUUAUUUUCAAAGGAAAUAAAAUUGAAAGCUCUUGGUCCAACGUUUUUCCUGAAUCCAGUCCAAUGUAUCAUUGAUGAACUUGAUGAUAUGCAGAGACAUAACAAACUGAAUUAUGCAACACUUAUUUUGUGUAUGCUAAAUGAAAAUAGCAUCUCUAAAGACAUUUUAAAAGAUAGAAAAAAUGAACAUUUCAUGAAUAUGAAAAGUGAUGUUUUGGAAGAUUGUGAAUUAGAAAACCAAACUGAUGCAUUCAAGUUUGUGAAAGCCUUGUCGGCAAUGGAGGGGACAUACACAAAACAGUGUGGUGCACAAUACACAUUUAUAUAUGACUCCAUGUUUGAAAUAUGUGCUUAUCAGUACGGCAAACAGUUUCCGGACAAAAUGUUAUUGCAUAUGAGUAGUAGUUAUAUUGCUAAUUAUGUCAAACCACAGAAAAGUGAACCAGAAAAAGGGAAGGAGAGCGAUGGUGAAAACGAUGAGAGAGAGGAAUCGUUUGAUCUGUGUAUAAGGUUAGAUGUGGACCAGUACCCACUGUUAGCAGAGAGGUUGUACAGAGACAUACAGAACAUGAAGCUGUAUGAUGUUUUCAGGAAUCAGGUUUUAAAACACCCUCAGGUGUGUCAGGCUUUUAUUUAUGUGUUAGAGACAAAGCCAUACACAGAAUUAAAAUCCUUAUUUCUGUCCAAUCUGGGAGAGAUCGAUAAGAUAGAGGAUACACGAGAGUGUGUGGAGAAUGAGAGCGAUGAGAGUAAGGCGAGCAGGAAGCUGAGUGAGCAUUGGAAACAGGCAGUGCUGUUGGAUCGGAGGAAGAAACGACAUAAGGGGGAACUAUUAUGGAAUGAAUACGCAUACAAUGUGAGAGUGAUCAGCUGGGUGAUUUACUAUGGACACUAUCAUAUAAUAGAGUACAUAGUUCAACAGACUGGACUACACAAUGAAAUAUGUGAAUUAUUUGAGAUAACAGGAAAUUCUCCACAUCAGUCUAAAUCUGGGAUAGAAACAUGUAUUAAACAGGAAAAUGAAAACAAUAGGUUAAAAGAAAAGUGUAGAUUACUUCUGUUGAGUUGUUAUCGUGGUGAUGUACAGUCAGUCAGACUUCUACUUCCUGUCUGUAAGAAAGCAAUCGAUGGGAUAGAUCACAUCAGUGAAGAAAGGGCCUGGCCUAUCGAUACACCUCUUAGUGCUGCAUGUGAGUUAGGACAUGUGAGUGUGGUGGAGGAGCUGGUGAAGGCGGUGGCUGAUGUCAAUCUAGAGUCUAGUUGGACUUGGGGGGUUACACCACUGAUAGCUGCAUGUGAAGGAGGACAUGUGAGUGUGGUGGAGAAGCUGGUGAAGGCGGGGGCUGAUGUCAAUAUACAGAAUAAGUGGGGGUUUACACCACUGAUAGUUGCAUGUGGCGAAGGACAUGUGAGUAUGGUGGAUAUGCUGGUGAAGGCGGGGGCUGAUCUAUAUAUAUAUGAUUUUGAUUGGAGCACACCACUGACAGCUGCAAGUGGAAGAGGGCAUGUGAGUGUGAUACAGAAGCUGGUGAAGGCAGGGGCUGAUGUUAAUCUACAGGUUGAUUACGGGGACAGACCACUGACAGCUGCAAGUAUGGCAGGACAUGUGAGUGUGAUACAGGAGCUGGUGAAGUUGGGGCUGAUGUCAAUCUACAGGAUAAUCCCGCGGAUACACCACUCACAGGUGCAAGUAAGGCAGGACAUGCGAGUGUGGUGGAGGAGCUGGUGAAGGCGGGGGCUGAUGUCAAUCU